AUGGCAGAAUCUGAUCGGAAAGACCUAGAGUCGGACGCCCUUUUGGCCGCAUGCUGGACUGCAGAGCAUGACCCCAAACUCUUGAGACAUAUCCUGUGCGAAGUCAACCCUCAUCUCAGCCAAGAUUUGAGCACGCUAUCCAGGAGGAAGUCGUUGAGUUUUUACCAAAGAAAUCUUUACUCUCAUGUACAACUGAACAAUGCUUCUCACAUUGAGCUGAAAAGUACGAACGAUUACUCUGCCGAAGAAGCUCUCAGCCAACUACCCCUGACGCCAGAAACCCUUCCCACGCCAAUGACACCCAAACUGCACACUCUCUUUCCUGUUGGCGAGAACCCCGUCCACAAGCAGGAGUGCCAGAAUACCGCUUUGUGGCACAGCAGGGUUCUGCUCACUGAUCUGGCUGGUCUCCUUCACACGAACCUGUCCACAGAUGACAUGAUAAAGCGCAACAAUGUUCUUACCGAUUUCUACAUGGAAGGGUUCCGCAUCAACUUUCAACAUCGUAUGUCCUUUAUCUGGAUGGAUUAUCGCUGGUCGGCUGCUGGGACGGAGUUCAACGAACAAAACAUGGUGAUAGAGAACAAAUACCUGUAUGGCGAUAUAUUGACCACAACGUCAAGGGUAGUUUCGAAUCCGUGUGACCGUGAAGUGGUGUUUGCAGUCAGUCCUAUAAUCACAAAGCAAACAUACACCUGGAGCAGAGUAAAGGCGGAAGUUGUGCACAACGCCACGGUACGCGUUGGCAAGAAGAGGGUAACCGAGAAAAUGGAAUUGACAGUAUGA
Messenger RNA from Pyrenophora tritici-repentis Pt-1C-BFP, 786 nucleotides. Lineage: Eukaryota; Fungi; Ascomycota; Dothideomycetes; Pleosporales; Pleosporaceae. The record is from RefSeq and is a predicted model, not a curated record.